AGUUCUUGACAAUGGAGCAGGCACGUGUACCACUACGAUUCAGAUCAUAUAUGGUGAAUGGUCGAGUCUUUCAGCCACCUGCAGAUAUUCCAAAGUCUAUUGCUAGUCAAGCAACUUUCAUUAAUCUAUCGUCAUCGUUAUCAUCUAGUCAUUCUGCAGUAAGCACGACGACAACAACAAGCAAGUCAGACUUAAAUGAUGAUGUCUCAUUCUCAGGCAUUGUCUACUUCUAUUCCAGCUGUAUCAGCAUCUGCUUCUCAAUCAGGUUUGCUGGUGAAAAAAGAUCUUGCCAUUCAAAACAUUCUCAACUCUCAACCAAAGCUUGCACCGAAGCCUGUCUCGGGUGAACUGGAAUUGGCGGGGCCUCCUGCAGGCUCACUUUCAUCACAUCUGUCGACUGUUUUUUCAUCUGAAGCGAAUAUUGGUGCAAAUGUUUUGCUGGCUGUGAAGUCAUUCAUAAUGAAUGUUUCAGCGCCAGGUCAAAGUGGAAAGUCGUUUGUUCAAACGACAGCUACAAACACACAUGUAACAGAAACACUGUUGUCAAGUACAUCGGGUACCUCUCAGGUUGUCACUGAACAAGAGAAGCAGCAACGUCUGCAGGAACAGCAACAUCGAUUUCGCACCCAAAUUGAUAAACUUCAACAGAUCUUGUCUCAACAAUCUCGACAGCUUGGUAGUUUAUCAAAAGAUGAAGUAGCACCGGAUGCUAAUGAAGAGGCAGUAGGAGAACAAGGCACACCUGAUGAAAGUGAUAAUACGGUUACUUCUUGGAAACAUGACUGUAGUGAGGCUUUGGUCCAGACACAGAAUCAUGCCAAAGCUGUUGCAAAACACAGUGAAGAAAAAUUGACCUUUUUUCAUGGUGUUGGUUUGGUUGCUAAAGAGGAGAUUGAUCGUGCGAAGAAGUCUUCAUCAGUAGUUGUCAGCUACCCAUUUAUUGAAGAACCAAUACCUGUCGACAGUGCUGAUGAAGGUGGUGUCACAGCAGGGAUGACGACUAGAAACAGAAUGCGAUUAAUGAGGAGCAACCAAUUUUACUCUGUCAAUGAAGUGGAUGGGGACCUUACACCACCAAGAAUUGAUCAAGCUGUCAACUAUCGAAGAUUGAUUAGUUCGGGGAGCGGAUUUCACGUGCUGUCUCAAAAUGAGGACAUGGACCAUUUUGAAACUGAACCACGUGCUAAGCGUGCUUGUUACAACGUAAAUGAGAAGAGGUUGAAUGAAAGGCAUCGUAGGCAGAAGCUGAUUGCAGGACUGGAGACCAACCAAAGGAGUAGACAAAAACGAAAGAGAAAAGAGACCAGUCAGGCAUGCUUGUUUUUCUGUAGCAAGAUUUUCUACACUUGCAGAGCAAUGUUUGAACGACCAAGAUCUGCAACGGACUCAAAUUUUUCCAGUUGGGCAAUGGCUAUGCCCUAGAUGCACAGACUGGGCAAGUCAAGGUCCUGGACCUGAUGCAAUUCGUUGGCCCGGUGUACUCUCAAUUGUUCGUUCAGUGUACACUCUUUCUGCAGGUUGGUCGGUAGGUCUUUGCAGUAGAGCAUGUAGUUGAUGCAUGUCUGCAUGAUGAGUGCAUGAUUCUUGUUUGUAUAUACACUAGGAUUGAUUUUUGUAGCUCGAUAGUUGCAUGUGUUGCAUGGGUACAAUGGAUCACAGUCAGAACAGUUGAGUGAGUAGGCAGCAUUCACGCG
Molecule: messenger RNA, 1694 nt
Organism: Corticium candelabrum
Lineage: Eukaryota; Metazoa; Porifera; Homoscleromorpha; Homosclerophorida; Plakinidae
Exons: 9
Coding region: 196-1422 (408 amino acids)
Source: RefSeq, a predicted model, not a curated record